Penicillium salamii is the source of this 1680-nucleotide messenger RNA. NCBI's taxonomy places the organism in Eukaryota, Fungi, Ascomycota, Eurotiomycetes, Eurotiales, Aspergillaceae. The record is from the annotation of a GenBank genome assembly.
AUGGUGUUGUUAUGGUUGACCUUGGCCUCGGCUUGCCUGGCCUCUACAUUGCCCGUUGUUGAUUUGGGUUAUGAACGGCAUCAAGCUCUCUCAUACAAUAGAUCCAGCGGUCUCUAUAGCUUUGAUAACAUUCGCUAUGCAGCUCCUCCCGUGGGAGACCUACGAUUCCGGGCACCGACUGCCCCCAAAGUGAAUCGUCAGCGCAUCCAAAAUGGCUCCGUUGCCCGCAUGUGCCCUCAGGCAGCCCCGCUGUGGUCAACAAAGGUUCAAACGACUUUUGCGUUGGACUAUCUGUCUGGCCAACCGUUCAAUAUGUCCACGGAUAUCUCUUCCUAUACAUACACCCCAACAAAGCAAGAUCCGGCGGUUUCGGAGGAUUGUCUUUUCCUUGAUGUGACAGUUCCUAAGAAGGUCUUUGAUCGCACCAAGGUCAAGUCAGGUCGUAAGAAUCUGGCGCCUGUUAUGGUGUGGAUCUAUGGUGGUGGAUACAUUGCUGGUGAUAAAACCAGCAAUGAUGCCCGUGGGCUGGUUCACCGGGGCACCGUUGCAGGCCAUGAGGGUAUUGUUUACGUGGCUCUAAACUACCGGUUGGGUGCUUUUGGUUGGCUUGGUGGUGAAAGCGUGAACGCCAAUGGUACUGCUAAUGCUGCCCUCCACGACCAGCGAUUUGCUCUGGAGUGGGUGCACAAGAACAUUCACUUGUUCGGUGGUGAUCCGAGUCGCAUCACUGUCAUGGGAGAAUCCGCCGGUGGAGGCUCUAUCAUGCACCAGAUCACGGCCUAUGGCGGGAAGCAAAGCCCCCCUCGUUUUCAGCAGGCAAUCAUCCAGAGCCCUGGAUGGGUACCCGUCAUUGGGGAAGAGCAGCAAGAAGAUACACUGCAACAGUUCCUAGGAUUCUUGAAUGUCAGCACCAUUGAAGAGGCCCGCACGCUGUCCUCGGACAAAGUGAUCGCCGCCAACUCGGCCCAGAUCGCAGUCAAUCCCAAGUGGGGAACAUUCACCUAUGGCCCUGCCGUGGACGGAACCUUCGUGCCUGCGAUGCCGGGUCAACUGCUACUUGAGGGCAACUUCCACCACGAUGUCAAUGUGAUGGUCGGCCAUGCGGCGGACGAAGGGUUGCUCUUCACCACCCCGGAGAGCUACAACAGCACCGGCUUCGGCACUCAACUAUCCAAUUAUGCGCCGAGUAUCCUCAAGGACGUCUUCGAAUUUGUCGAGCACAUCCUCUACCCGCCAAUCUACAACGGAACUUUCGGCUACACCGACUCGGUCGCGCGCGCGGCCCUCUUCGUCUCAGAUCUGGGCUUCCAAUGCAACACCGACUACCUCAACCGGGCGUUUAAUCAGACAUACGCCUACGCCUUCAACAUUAUCCCGGGGCUGCACGGACAAGAUGCUGCCUACACUUUCUAUAACGAGGGAAGCACCGAAGUUAGCAGCACUUCCACCAAUCCUCUUCUGACCGUGAGCAACGUCACGGUCGCCCUGGCCAUGCAGGACUACUUCCUCAGUUUCACCGAGCACGGCGUCCCGACCUCAUCUCUGGGGCCGACCAUCGAACCGUGGGGGCCGCAUGCGCAGCUCAUGAGCCUCGAGACCGAGCAGAUUCGGUCCAUUCCUGACAAAACCAGGAACGCGCGCUGUUCGUUCUGGCAACCCGUGCCAUAUGCCUCUGGAUGA